GUGCUCAGAAUAUCAUACGACAAACUGUACGCCAAGCCUGCGGCUGAACAAGUGCACGGAUACUAUGCAGCCUGGGCACAUCUAUAAAGUACCACCUCCCUGGACUGGACCAGUGGUGCGUCCUCAGGAACAGCAACAGCAAGGAAAUAUGUACGGCCAACAGUUUGGCAAUGGGCAGAUGGGAGGGGUUCAACCUGGGACUGCUACAGGGGUCCCGUCGAACGCAAGUUAUAAUUCCGGAUUCCCCCCUCAGCAACAACAAUAUCCGCCUCAGCAGUUUCAACCGCAACAGUACCCUCCUCAGCAAUAUGGCCAACAGCCGCAAUCUCAGUAUCAGCAGCCUCCACCUCCACCUCCACCUCCACCUCCGCCGCCUGCGUCAGCGCCUGCACAACAACAAUGGGCCCAACCGCAAUGGAACCAACCCGCCUCUCCGCUAGCCCCGGCCCGCCCCCAGUCGGUCAUCUAUAACCCCCAAGCGCCCACAUACCAAGGUAAUACUGGAACGGGGUAUGCCCCUACUCCCCAGAAUCCGAGUGUUCACCAGCAAACCCCUGGGACACCUAUCCAGCAGCAGCAGCAGCAGCAGCAAGCUCCUCCACCCCCACCACCUCCCCCACCCCCACCGAUUACUCAAUCAUACAACCAGCAAACACCUGGAUCACCCGCUGCCCCCACGAGCUCAUAUCAACAAGGCCAGCAGCCAUAUGGUGGGCAGUACCAAGGGCAGCAAUGGCAAACAACAACCAGCCCCCAGCAACAGUUUGCGCAACCUAGCCAACCGGCGGCACCGCAGACUCAGCAGGGGUAUUACACCGGGGGCAAUGUCGGCGGCAUGGCAUCUGGAUAUGGCAGCCAACAGAAUGGUGGAACUGAAACUGUGCAGAGCCCAUCUGAGAGCCAUGUUGCAUAUAUCCCCCCAUCACUUUCCGGUACCGGGGUCACUGCUUAUCAACCUGUCAAUACCAACCCCGCGCCUGGGGUCUUUGUACCGCCGCCUCCAGAAAACAUCCCUGCGUGGGGUACGGCUCAGCCGGAUGGGCCAAAGAAGAAGUUUAAGUAUACCCCUCCGGUUCUACAUCCUGAAUUUGGUGGCGUUCCUGGGGGUGGCCAAUACCCACCAAACCCUCAACAGCAGCAGUACCAGCAAGCUCCUCAACAGCAAUACCCCCCUAGUCUCCAACAAAGCCAGCAGCUGCCACCGCCCCCACCCCCACCCCCACCCCCAAUGACGUCCCAGCAAGACGGCUGGCAGCAGCAGCCGCAGCAACAACAACCGGGCCAGUAUCAACAGCCUACGCAGCAGUUUGAGCAGCAGCCCCAGCAACAGUACGAGCAACAGUCCCAGCAACAGUAUGGACAGCAGCCGCAGGUGCUUGACCAACAAACACAAGCUCCUUCGCGUACUGACCCCCCUACAGUCGUCCCGCCAGGUCGACCCAAGAGCCGGUACACCCAAAGGUUUGACCACUUGGAGCAACCUCAGUCAACCCCAACACCACCGCCACCGCAAGCUCCGGCCGCUUCCGCUUACCACAAUCACUUUUCCCAGCAGCAGCAGCAGCAGCAGCAGCAACGGAUAUCGAGCCCUACACCGCCCCCAGCUCCGCAACGGAAGAAUACCAUUCCGCCCGUGACCGGGGCAUCGGUUUUCUCUUCUGGCCCAUCAGACAUCAGUGGAUGGGAGCACUAUAGCAGUGCGGCUGACGAUGAGGUUUCGCUGGUCAGUCGCCCUGAGACUCCUGAGAUCGCAGAGAUAGGAGGAUCACCAGCCCAUGCACCGAGCGGAUACUAUAAUGAGCAGCAAGGAGGGAGAUCUGGCUUCGUCUCGCCACCCUCACCUCACAAGGUGGCCACGGGUCCUCAGCAGCCACAGAGACCGGGUAGUGUAGUUGGAGGAGGAUAUGCCCCAUCUGGGCGAGUGAUGACUCCCCAACAACAGCAACCGCAGUGGCAGCAGCAACCUCAAAGGAUCAUGACUCCACAGCAGCACCAAGCGCACCAAUCACCGCAACGAAUUAUGACCCCUCAACAUCAGAUGCAGCUGCCCCCUCAACGAAUUGCGACCCCUCAACAUCAACAGCAACAUGCGCCCCAGUCACUACCGGACCAAUACCAGCGAUCGGACACUCAUCAAUGGCAACGGCAACAGCAGCAGCAACAGACGCAAAAUCAACAGCCAGCCCCACAACAAUAUGAGCAGCAACAGCCACAGAGAAUCAUGACUCCUCAGCAGCAACAACACCAACCUCCACCCCCUCAGCCCCCCUCCCAGAGUACAUAUAUUGAGCAGGUUCCGGGCGGAUGGCCCCAGGACCCUCCCCAGCAGCCGCCCCAGCAGCCACCCCAACAACCUGCCCAACAACCUGCCCAACAACCUGCCCAACAACCUGCCCAACAGCCAGUCCAGCAGACAGCCCAACAACCCGCGCAACCAUCUUAUGAAGUUGCCCCAACACUGCAGCCUGCCGCUCCGGCCCAAUCUGAGGAAGAACCAAAUCCUCUAGAUUCCCUGGAGCAAUUCUACGCCGACUCCAUCCACCGCUUCAUUGAUAUGAUACAAGCGGAGGUUGCAGCUACUUCUGAUGAAGAAAAAUUGAGAGUAUUUACGGAGUUCAUGGAAAAGGAAUACUUCAUUCGAGGGGAACGGUACCCUAACGCUCUUGGGGAUAUCCCUAGCAGGCAAGGAAGUGUGUUCGGUGGUAUGAAGAACCCCGAUGGCCCAGCUGGCGCCCCGACUGUUGAGAGAAGCCCUGAAAUCUCAAACAAGAAGGCAGCUUCAGAUGUGUCUGUACCCCCCUUGUCCAGCGAGCCGCAACAUCACACGCCUCAGAACCAGCCACAUCCCCCUAAUAUCCCUUCUCCAAUUCAUGAAGUUGCCUACCAAGCACCUCAGCAUGAAGAACCCAAACAUCUAGAGAGGGUUGAAACUUAUCAACCUUUCCGACCGGGUGCGGCCCCGCCGAAACCUCAACAGCAAGUUGAGGAUCCACCCGUCGGGAAUGAUGGCUACAAGGCAUUUAAUCCCGCAGUCCACAGCCCUCCCCAGCAGAAACCUACCUCACCAGCGCCUCCCCAGCAUCAAGGCUAUGUUCCAUUUCGUCCCAACGAAUCAACAUUGCCUCUAGCAAAGACUGUAACUCCAGGCAAUGGUGCACAUGCUCCCUAUAAAGCACCAGUGGCCAAGUCGGGCUCACCGCCGGCUUCUUCGGGGUCUGAUUUUGUUGCAUACGACCCAAAGAGAGCUUCAACGAUUGAUAGCCGAGGACCUCAACCCCAGCCCAAACGUACUUCAAUCAUAUACAAUCAGCCUAGCAGAUCGCAAACCAUGGCUCCGCCCGUUGGUGUGCAUCCUACAGAAUUCGGUCCCCCUGAACAUGCACCAACGGUAGUGGAUACGACGCCGUACCAGGCAUAUGUUUCUUCACCCGGGAGCUAUCAAAGCCCAACGAGAUCUCAACCACCAAACUUCCCGCCAGAGCCAGAGGGACAAUAUCCGGAAAGCUCAGAGGAGUGUUUUACGCCAUCUCAGGAUGUUGACCUUGAUGAAUUAAAGCUGGGGCCUACACCUGCACCACCAGCUCUAGGGCUGUCAACUCCGGCGACGGUUGACGUGCUUUCUACUGUAUUACCAGUCACCAGAUUCCACAAGGUCCCAUCGACUGCUGUACUCGACGACAUCAAGAAAACUAUUGAUGAAGUUGGUGAGGACUUCUCUUUUAUUGAGAAGAUCAAUACAGCCUAUGGCGAUGCUUCGAAGAAACGCCUGCAAAGGCUCGAAGAAGAGCGGAGAGUUCGGUUGGAAGAACACGAGGAACAUACUGAUCGUUUAUUUGCCGAUCACGAGAUUGGUUAUGGUGAUGUUGGUGACAUGGACGAAGCGUUUAAUGCUAAGGAGGCAGAAAAGAAGACUAAAGAAGAGGAAGUCGAAUGGGAGAAGUACCGUGAUGAGGUCUUCCAGAAGGUCUAUGACAAAAUACAAGAGGGGAUCAAGGGGUUAAUGGACAAGCAUUUCCAAACCAUAAACGGCCUUCAAGAUGCUGUUUCAGGGAAAGAACGGUGGACGAAGAUUGAAGGCCUAGAACUCACGGACCUGUUGGAGGGACUCAUAUUGCUCCGGGGCUACAUCGAGCGAAGACAUGAAAAGGUUCAAGUCGCGAUCCUAGAGCGCGACAGACGGUACCGAAGGACAGUUAUCCAACCCCUCUACGUCUCUGGAAACAUUUCCAAAAUGAAGAGCAUGGAAAAGCACUUCGACGAGAGUGAAAAGAAAGCCAUCCUCGAAGCCGCAAAACAGAAAUUCGCCCGAACCACCCAGCUCAUGGAAGCUAUCGAGGAAAGCAUCGAGCGCGGCCUGACCGCUGAAUUGAACUACACUGAGGAGCUCACGCAGGCUGUGACGCCGCUCCUUACCAAUCCACUGCGCACGGCAAGCUUCAAAGCGGAUCUUCUUUACACUCUCGAACUUCUCUCAACCCUGAAAGAAAAGAGUAUAAAAUUCAUGAAAGCCUUCCACUCCGCAAGUCUUCUGAUGAAUGAGUCCACCGCGGAGGUUGGUGUCGCCGAGGGCCGGGAGAAGGGUGAAGUUGCAAAGGAGCGGUUAGGCUCUGAUGAGGAGGCGGAGAAGGAACUGCGUGAGAGAGUCAACGUAGUGAACAGUGAUUGGACCGUUGUAGAGAGCGGUAUUCAGGGUGUUUUAGAAAUGCUAAAGAAUGUUUCUGAGGAAAGCGCUGCAGUGUCUGGCGAUGGGGGAGUUAGUCUGAGUGGCGGAUACGGAGAUGCUAGUCAUGGGAACCCUCCAAAUCAUGGUGUAGGUGGGGGAGAGAUGAGUGCGCUUGAAAGGGCUAAAAUGAGGAAUAAAGGUAGCAUUGGAAUCAUGUACGAAAAUCAUUAACAUACCCGCAGCGUAGUGUAGAGGGAGAACUAAUUUAUGAUAUUGUUUUAUUCA
Tuber melanosporum (Perigord truffle) is the source of this 4948-nucleotide messenger RNA. RefSeq lists its product as uncharacterized. NCBI's taxonomy places the organism in Eukaryota, Fungi, Ascomycota, Pezizomycetes, Pezizales, Tuberaceae. The coding region runs from base 65 to 4894 and encodes 1609 amino acids. The transcript has 4 exons. The record is from RefSeq and is a predicted model, not a curated record.